Molecule: messenger RNA, 1916 nt
Organism: Nymphalis io (European peacock)
Lineage: Eukaryota; Metazoa; Arthropoda; Insecta; Lepidoptera; Nymphalidae
Gene: AdoR
Product: adenosine receptor A3
Exons: 3
Coding region: 340-1656 (438 amino acids)
Biological process (GO): G protein-coupled adenosine receptor signaling pathway; adenylate cyclase-activating G protein-coupled receptor signaling pathway
Cellular component (GO): membrane
Molecular function (GO): G protein-coupled adenosine receptor activity
Source: RefSeq, a predicted model, not a curated record
GCCCGCAGUGGUGGGAAACACGCCGCGCGGGCGGGACAAGCCGGACCUUCGCGGUCUCGCGAUCGCGAUCUCAUACGAUAACUGAUAAUACUCGCGGUACUGAUUUAUAACUUAUAUUUCGAUGAAUGCAUAUAAUGAACUUUAAGAAAUAAUUAAUUAUUAUAUUAAAAAAAAAUAACUGAAAAAUGUUCAUAUCCCUAAACCACCCAAAUAUUUAUAUUAUAAGUCUAUUUAAACAUAAUUAUGACUGUGCCAAUUUUAAUAGUAAAUUGUUUUGAAAUAUGUCGAAAACGUAACGGUUAAUUUUGAUAGUGGUUUUAAAUUACAAAGUUGUUCGGAAUGGACGAGGAAAUUGUGACGGCGACAGCCGCCGUAGACCCAGCGCCGCACCGAUCACCUACGCCUGAAUUACACGCUACAUACACUUCUCUGGAAAUCUUAGUAGCUUUGAUGGCUGUUGUAGGCAAUUCCAUGGUGAUACAUGUGUUUCGUCGUGACAGAAGACUCCGACGACGAACGAAUUAUUAUAUAGUGUCAUUAGCUAUCGCGGAUUUGCUAGUCGGACUAUUAGGUAUUCCAUUUGCGAUAUUGGCUUCAGUUGGUCUUCCAAGAAACUUAUACGCCUGUCUGUUCACGACGUCGUUGCUGGUGAUGCUGUGCACGAUAAGCAUCUUCUGCCUUGUAGCGGUGUCUGUAGACCGAUAUUGGGCGAUUCUUCACCCCAUGUGCUAUUCGCGGAACGUCCGUACCAAAACUGCUAUUCUUAUCAUCUCCGCGUGCUGGGUAGCUGGCGCCGGUGUUGGGUUCCUGCCACUAUUCGGAUGGCACGCUGCCGUCGACACGGCACCCGGAUGUUACUUUGUCGAGGUCAUGGAUUACAACUACCUCCUCUUCCUAUACUUCGCUACAAUUGUGACGCCCAGCGUCCUUCUUGCGGCUUUCUACGCCCAUAUCUACCGCGUGGUUGUUAAGCAGAUGAGUGCGGUUGUAACUGUGGAAGGUGGGCAAGGUCGGGGCGGAACAAUGCUAAGAGUUCUAGGAGCGGCACAAAAACGAGAAGUCAAAGCGACUCAAAACCUGGCUAUCAUCGUCUUCUUCUUCAUAAUCUGUUGGAUACCACUCUAUACAAUAAAUGCGAUUAAGGCAUUCAUGCCUGAAUUAGAUAUUCCGAACCCUUUAACCUAUUUCUGUAUUAUAUUUUCCCAUCUAAAUUCAGCGAUAAAUCCAUUAUUAUACGCUUACCAUUUAAAAGAUUUUCGGGCGGCGUUAAAAGGUCUGAUAUGUACUAUGUUUGGACGAGGGGUGCCAUUACCAGCUGCAUAUCGACCUCCCGUGCCAGUGAGACGACCGGCUUUGGAAAGAUGUAACGCUUUACGAGAAAGACCGAGAAUAUACGUGAACUCUCCCGUUUGGUUGAGACAAAGAGAGGCUGAAAUGGCAGCGGUUGAGGACAGAAAUUCGGAAUUAGUCAAUCCAGAUUUAGAACCAUUUUUGAAUAAUGUUCUGACUGACGGUUCAAGCGGAAGGCAUACUCCUGAGGGUCGAGAGAGGAAUAACGGCCCGUAUCUUAUAGAGGCUAGUCAAUGCCAAAGUCCCUACAAGAAAGUGGAAGAGUUCAUACGGAGAGUACGAAGUGUUAGUUCGGAGCACAGCUGACAUGAAGCAAGCCGUGUGCCCUCGGCUUAUAGUGUGGCAUAAUUAGCUUUAAUUUAUUUCACCAAUGAAGGACUGUUCAUAUUUCAAUUACUAUCACUAUUUAAGCCUAAGAUACCUAUUAUUGUAUUAUAUAUUUCUUAUGUUUGAUGAUUGGGAAUAUUUUUAGAUAAGCUAUUUUAUUGUGACUCUGUUGAAACCAAAAAAUAAUGAGAUUAAUGUCGAAAUGCUUGUUAAAUGUGAAUAAAUGUUUUAAGAAUAUU